AUGCCCAACAUUCCAUCCGAACAGCCAGUAAAACCGACAAAACUGCUUUGCGACUCUGCGCCAUUGCAGGCAUGUUUGGAAAAACAUAAUGGGGAUCGAUCAAAGUGUUUAGAGGAAUGGAACAAUUUUCGAAGUGCAUGUUCUACACUAGAAAGUAAAAAGCUUAACACAUUGUCCAAUAAUGGAACUCAAUGA
Molecule: messenger RNA, 195 nt
Organism: Batrachochytrium dendrobatidis JAM81
Lineage: Eukaryota; Fungi; Chytridiomycota; Chytridiomycetes; Rhizophydiales
Exons: 2
Coding region: 1-195 (64 amino acids)
Source: RefSeq, a predicted model, not a curated record